UCUCUCUCUCUAUCUGGGUUUAGGGUUAGGGUUUCGGGUUUCAUUUUUACACUUCUCUAAUUGUUCCUAAUAUUGUAGCAGAGUUCUUGCCGUUCGUGCUCCAUCAACCGCAGCAAUGAAGAAGGCUACUGCCAACAAAUGCCGCGCAGAAACAAUCACUCCUUAUGAACUACAACGCCUCAAAAAUUGUAUGAGGAACAAGGCGCGGAUCGAAGCACUUGGCUUACAUACCACCAGAAACGAGUUUGACACUAUGGCUCUAAUGAAGAGUGCAAGGGCCUCAAAGGGUAAAGAUCCUGAACACUCUGAAUCCGAGUACGCUCCUGGAGAUGAUCCUUCCGGUGAAGGACAUGAAUCUGAUGAUAGCCAAACAGAGUCAACUAACAAGACUGCUCGCAACAAAACUGGAAGUAAAAGAACUUCAGAUGACAUGUCUGCUGCUGGAACGUCACCACGUGCUGCUAAGAGAGCUGCUCCUGCUGUUGCACAGCCAACCACGAGGCUCACAAGGUCGCAGAAGGCUGCUCCUGCUCGUGCUGCUGCACAGCCAACUACAAGGGGCACAAGAGCUGCUCCUCCUGCUUCCAGAUCCUCUGGUGUCACAUCUAAGCUUCUACUUCCUGUCUUUAUUGUAGAUGAGGCCACUCAACAGCAAGAUGACCAGGUCCCCUUGACACCUGACGAACGCGCUGCAGGUGAUGAGUGUGCGGAGGCGCACAAUGAAGUACAGACUGAAGGCAAAGGUAGCGGCAGUUCCAAGGGGACAGAGUAUGGGAAAAGGUCUCCAAAAGAUGACCCGUGCUAG
This is a messenger RNA of Panicum virgatum (switchgrass), 805 nucleotides long. RefSeq lists its product as uncharacterized. NCBI's taxonomy places the organism in Eukaryota, Viridiplantae, Streptophyta, Magnoliopsida, Poales, Poaceae. The record is from RefSeq and is a predicted model, not a curated record. Bases 116 to 805 code for a protein of 229 amino acids. The transcript is spliced from 5 exons.